UCACAGUCAGACUCAGUAUCCCUUGUGGAACUUAACGCGCUGGUGCGCUGUGUGGUUCACUGCUUGGGCUUCCUAAUGCCAGUGUUUGUGUGGUUGCUUCACCAGGUCAUAGAUAACGUCUUGAAACAAGUGGGAAGCCGAAUGCCCCAAGAGCCGCGAUGGCGCCCCGGUCGGAUCUUGUUAUUUCAAAGCCCAUAACUGCUCCUCGGUUUCCCUGAUGUCCUCCUACUCCUGCCAUUCUCCUGAACUGGAAUUCUGCGACGAGGAAACUCACAAUUCCGAAGCGCCCACGAAGCACAACAGAAUAUGCAACAAACUAUCCGUCUGGCAAAUCAUGGAGUAUCACCGGGACUUCGCCUCUGGAGCGAACCCUCCUUUGAGCUCCACUGCCGCCCAGGAAGUCCCGGAGCCUCGCGUGCGCGUGGUUCGCCAGCGACCGCCGGCCGUCGUGAUGGUCAUCGACGUGUCCGGCAGCAUGAACAAGCAGAGGCGCUACAAGAGGCUGCAGCGAGCCAUAACGCGGUAUAUACUUUACGAUGCUCCCGACAACAUCUCCCUGGGCAUUGCCUUAUUCUCCGACGACGUGAAAGUCGUACAGAACCUGACCCAACUCGACAGCGAAGCGACAAGGCACUCCGUCGCUACGAGCUUGAAUCACCGGCCGGUGGGCGGAACAAGCAUCGGCUCCGGGCUCCUGAAGGCCAUUGAGAUUUUGAAGAACGAGACCAACAAGCUGAUAUUCCUAGUGACCGACGGAAAAGAGAACGAGCAGCCUUACAUCAAAGACGUGAUGGGUGGUCUUCUGAGCUCAGGCGCCCGGGUCAUCACGCUGGGCAUUGGGAAGGAAGCGGACCAGCAGCUUAAUAACUUGACGAGAGAGACGUCUGGGGCCUCGUUUCAUUUCGUGGACGAGACCUACAGCUUCAACAUGGAAUUCAGCCUCGAGGCCAUCCAGAAUUUCAUGCCUUCACCCACAAAGAGAAUUGUGCUUUACAGGGAAACAAUCUUAAACGUUAGUCAUUCAACCACGCUGAAGAAGCAGUUCUUCGUUGACUGUUGCCCGAAAAAAAUGGAUGUAAUAAUCGACAUGGAAAGUAACAACCAGCAUAAACCGCACCUUAAAGACCCCAGCGGGCAUGCUGCUAAUGGUCGAUUCGAUCAGUUGUUGGAUGCGUGGGUUUUUGUCGUGAGCAAACCCAAGCCAGGAAAAUGGCAAUGGCAUGUUAGAAUAACAAAUGGAGCAAGCAGCGUAAGGUAUAGUGUUAAAGUACAGGCUGGUGAUUCCUCCCUCAUCUCGGUGCGAACUUGGAAAAAUAGUUCACCCUCUGAGAAAAAUGUUAUCUAUAUAACUGAAUUAAUGAAAGGAGUCUGCCCAGUUCAACGUGCCAGAGUAAGCGUGGAAGUGAAGGAUAUCGACUCGGGCGCUAAAACGACCCUAACGCUGCAAGACGAUGGCAAGCACUCUGACCUGAUCAGCGGCGAUGGAAUCUAUUCCGGCUCCUUGAAGGAUACCAGUGGAAUCUUCACAUUGGCCACCAUGAUAAGUGGAACGAACGCGACUCUCUCAUGCCCGGGGAGCAGCGGGGCAAGUCGCCGGCGUCGGCAAGUUCGACUGCGACCCGCUUACUGUUGUGGGAGCACCGUUACCACCGCCGGGGAUUCGAUGCCCACGGGGACGUUCCACAGAUCAAGCAGUUCGGGUUCCAUCGAAAUCACGAACGCCCCUCCCAAAGGGUCACUCCCGCCUUCGCCUGUGCGAGAUCUGAAGGUGUUGGCGCUGACGCCCAACACAUACCAGUUCUCCUGGACUGCCACUGGCGACGACUUGGACGACGGUGUGGUAAGCGAGUACGAGCUGCUUUUGCUAGACAGCUGGACGGGACGCGCCAAGGACUUCGAACAUGCCCGCCCCAUCAACCUCAGCCGCGUGGUCGAGCGAGACUUCGAGACCAAAGUGCUCCUCGAGGCCGGGUCGAAGGUCGUCGUCAAUGUCUCGCUGGAAGUGGACCGGGAGAAAUACCUGACCAUCAGAGCGGUCGACGCCGAGGGCAACAGAGGCAUUGUGUCCAAUGUGGUCACUUUAAGUUUCGCCGGAGAGUCUACAAGCGUCGCUCCCACCGACGAAAGCACUAUGACCAUGGACCCCAGCAGUACAGUGGAGACCGGGACUGAAAGUGGCAGUACCAGUGACCCCAGAAUCAACAGAGAUCACACCAAGACUGUUAAUGGCACGAGGGUCAGCGGUCAUCACAAUGCAAUGAACGUCUCCGGCACCAACAGUAACAGCUCAUGGAAUAAAGACAGAGACUCUACAAAGGUGGUGGUCAUUAUUUUGCUUGUAACAGUGUGCUUGGUAACGAUACUUGUCUUUUGCUCGGUGCACUACUGCCGCAGGAAGGCAAAUUGGAGGCCAAAGCUGUGAGAAAUGACCGCCUCUAAUGUCAUUUGUCUGAUUAGAGAAAUGCUAUGAUUUCAUACCAGCCUACAUAUAUAAUUAUCAGUAAAUAUCUGUCAAUAUGCAGGCACAAAAAAUAACCUGUGAUAAAACUGGAUUCAGUGUAGCGGUGUUUUGCAUUCAUAUUUACUGUCUGUAAAUCAUCAUUGAUUUUCAAAGAUCUAUACCUAAUUCUAUUCUAAUGCUUUGCUUGCUUGCCUGG
This is a messenger RNA of Penaeus monodon (black tiger shrimp), 2657 nucleotides long. RefSeq names its product calcium-activated chloride channel regulator 3A-1-like. The record is from RefSeq and is a predicted model, not a curated record. Lineage: Eukaryota; Metazoa; Arthropoda; Malacostraca; Decapoda; Penaeidae.